AUGACGGAAAGUGCAGUUGUGGGAACUCUCCGUGAUCGUGGAGUUGUGCUGUUUGGGUGUUUCUCAUUCCUGUUCUCUGUACUGUCACAACGUAUAGGUCUUCACAAGUAUGAGUCCACCAUUGCAAAUGUUCGCACAGAAGAUGAUACCACUUUAACCGCUGGAUUUUUCCCUAAUUUUAUGCAGGUAGCGAAAUUAGCCUUACCUACAAUAUGGUGUAAAGAGUUUAUUGGUACAACGGUAUUUAUCUUGCUUUUUCUGGUAAAAUCUAUUUUACGUGUAAUCCUCUCAAAGGCUAAUGGGAAUCUCCUAAACGCGAUGCUGCGAGGUAGCAGAGAAGAACGCAUACAUGGAUUUUUUAACGCAUUAAUGUUGCGUACGGCAUUAACAUUAAUGUCUGCUGUGUCUAGUGGAUCUGUUGAACAUCUUCGAUCAUGGCUUAUUGGUUGUUACCGUGUACGAUUGAGUCGAUAUUUUCAACGCCGUUUCUUUAGUAAUUUGGUAUAUUAUCAAGCCACUGUUUUGGAUAACCGUUUAUCAGCAGCAGAUACAGUAAUUGCUACAUACUGUGGAGAGUUCGCAGAACAUUUUGCUGAACUUCCAUACUACUUUAUUCUUCCCUUUUUUGAAUGCUCUACUUCUUUAAUUGCAUUAACAAAAGAAGUCGGUGGACGAGUUUCGGCAUUGGCGUGUGGUGCUGUAGUGAUAUCUGUACUUUUACUACAAAAACUUUCACCUGCAUUUGGUCGAAUUCAUGCUUCUCUUCUCGCUAAAGAAGAUAACUACCGUCGUGUAUUAACAAAUGAUUUAAUUAAUGUGGAGAGUAUUGCGAUGCAUGGAGGUGGUGUAUACACCAGACGGAAAGUUGAUGCUCAACUUAAUCAAGUAAAACGUUCUUUGGAUUUUGUUGCUCUUGCGAAAGGAGACUUUGAUCUUCUGGAGGUUGCCUUCUCUGGACUUUUGCAGACUCUUUCUAGUAUUGUUGUAUUCUAUGGUUCUUUACAAAAUGCUAAAAAAUCAUUAAAUGAUAUUUAUGUAGAAUUACAAUACUUACAAGACUUGAAUGAUAGUGUUAAGAGUUUUGUUAUAAAUUUCCGUGAAGUUUCUCAUCUCGCCACCUUUACAACUAAACUUGCCGAGUUUGAUACAACUCUUGAUAGUAUUGCAAAAGGUACUUUUAUUCGUUCAAUGGGUAAUCUUCCUGUAAUUGACAGUAAUGCAGCCAGUCCAAGUCGAUAUACACAUAUUAAUUACAUCACCCAUCCUGAAGGAGCCACACAUUUUACACUCUUUGGAUUUUCCUCAUUAACACUUGCAACACCAUCUGGACAAGUGUUAUUAAGUGAUUUUAACUUAACUAUGGAGAGUGAUCAGGAUUGGGUUAUUGUUGGAGAAAAUGGAACUGGGAAAACUUCAUUACUUCGUAUGAUUUCUGGUCUUUGGUUACCUGCUCAAGGUAUAUAUUCAAUGGAAAAGAGUGUCAAAUUACUUUUUGCCCCACAACAUAGUUAUAUGGUACCACAGUGUACUUUAUUUGAACAACUUCUCUUCCCUCAAGUUCCUAAAACAAUUACCGAAGAAGAUAUUGAAUAUUUUAGAGAAGCCAUUACACUUGCUGGAGCUCAAUCUGUUAUUGAUUUACUUGGUGGAAUGGAAAGCCCUUGUGUUGGUGUAGAUUUAAAAAAUACAGAUGAUACAUAUGAUUGGAGUUCGCUUAGUGGAGGUCAAAAACAACGUAUAAGUAUGGCCCGUGUCUUUUAUCAUGUUUUAAAGAUGAGACACAGUCAAGUAAUACCAGUCGCAAUAUUAGAUGAAGCUACAUCAAUGAUGGAUGAAACUGAAGAGGAAGUUUUACUUAAUUUGCGAAGAUUGGGUGUUCGUAUGCUUUCCGUUACUCAUCGUGAUAACGUCAUUGCACAUCAUACACAUGUGUUAAAAAUUCUUCCUCGAGGAAAGUGGUCAUUUGAACCCGUUACAUCUCGUACACCUGUAGAAACAAAAGUAGAGGAAGUCUAA
Messenger RNA from Trypanosoma theileri, 2016 nucleotides. RefSeq names its product ABC transporter. The record is from RefSeq and is a predicted model, not a curated record. Lineage: Eukaryota; Euglenozoa; Kinetoplastea; Trypanosomatida; Trypanosomatidae. Gene Ontology annotation, biological process: peroxisome organization; fatty acid beta-oxidation; very long-chain fatty acid catabolic process. The transcript has a single exon. The coding region runs from base 1 to 2016 and encodes 671 amino acids. Gene Ontology annotation, molecular function: ABC-type transporter activity; ATP binding; long-chain fatty acid transmembrane transporter activity. Gene Ontology annotation, cellular component: peroxisomal membrane.